This is a messenger RNA of Bubalus bubalis (water buffalo), 1676 nucleotides long. RefSeq names its product amnion associated transmembrane protein (gene AMN). Gene Ontology annotation, biological process: receptor-mediated endocytosis; intracellular protein localization. The coding region runs from base 107 to 1540 and encodes 477 amino acids. Gene Ontology annotation, cellular component: endocytic vesicle; apical plasma membrane. NCBI's taxonomy places the organism in Eukaryota, Metazoa, Chordata, Mammalia, Artiodactyla, Bovidae. The transcript is spliced from 12 exons. The record is from RefSeq and is a predicted model, not a curated record.
GGUGAAUGUGUAACCCUCCCGGCCGCCCCCACCACCCCGACCCCGCCCGGUCACGUGGGCCCCGCAGGGCAAAGUCUCAGGGUCCGAGACGGCGAAGUCCGGCGGGAUGAGCGCGCCGGGCCUGGUGCUGCUGUGGCUGCAGCUGUGCGCCCUGACGCGGGCCACCUACAAAGUCUGGGUCCCCAACACCAACUUUGAUGAUGCCACCAACUGGAGCCAGAACCGGCCCCCGUGCGCGGGCGCUGCUGUGGAGUUCCCCACGGACAAGACGCUGUCAGUCCUGGUGCGAGAAGGUCACAGCAUCUCAGACAUGCUCUUGCCGCUGGACGGGGAAUUCGUCCUGGCCUCGGGAGCUGGAUUCGGCGCCGCGGACGCCGGCUCGCGCCCGGACUGCGGCCCAGGAGCCCGCGCGCGCUUCCUCGACCCCGACCGCUUCCUGUGGCUCGAUCCGCGCCUGUGGCGCUCCGGGGACGCGGGGCGCGGCCUCUUCUCCGUGGACGCCGAGCGCGUGCCCUGCCGCCACGACGACGUCGUCUUCCCGGCCGACGCCUCCUUCCGGGUGGGCCUGGGCCCGGGCGCCGGCACCGUGCGCGUCCGCAGCGUCCAGGCGCUGGGCCAGACGUUCGCGCGCGACGAGGACCUGGCGGCUUUCCUGGCGUCCCGCGCGGGCCGCCUGCGCUUCCACGGGCCGGGCGCUCUGAGCGUGGACCCCGAGGCCUGCGCGGACCCGUCGGGCUGCGUCUGCGGCAACGCCGAGGCGCAGCCGUGGAUCUGCGCCGCACUGCUCCAACCCCUGGGUGGCGGCUGCCCCCAGGCCGCCUGCCUGGAGCCCCUCCGGCCCGAAGGGCAGUGCUGCGACCUCUGCGGAGCUGUCGUGUCGCUGACCCACGGCCCUGCCUUUGACCUGCAGCAGUACCGGGCGCGGCUGCUGCACGCCUUCCUGGCUCUGGUCCGAGGGACGGAGUCCCCGGGCCAACUCGGUUUCCCUCUCCAGCCCCAGUACCAAGGGCUGCAAGUGGCCGUGUCCAAGGUCCCGCGCCCGCCCGGGCUCCGCGAAGCCUCAGACGCGAAGGCGGACACGGAGAUCCAGGUGGUGCUGGUAGAGGCCGGGCCCGAGACCGGCGGCGCGGGGCGCCUGGCCCGGGCCCUCCUGGCGGACAUCGCGGAGCACGGCGAGGCCCUCGGAAUCCUCUCGGCGACCGCUCGAGAGUCGGGCGCGCCCGUCUGGGGCGGCUCGGCGGCGGGGUUGAACGCGCCGGCGCGCGCGGGGCUGGCGGGCGGCUUGGCGGCCGCGGGGCUGCUGGUGCUAAUGGCGCUGCUGGCGGGGGCGCUGCUGCUGCGCCGCGAGGGGAGGCUCAGGUGGAGGAGGCGCGACGAGGCGGCCCCCGCUCGGGCCGGGGCGCCGCUGGGCUUCCACAACCCGGUGUUCUACGCGGCGGACUCCGCGGAGGCGCUCCCGGCCCCGAAGUCGGACCAAAGGAGCUCCAGCCGCAGCUACUUCCUUAAUCCGCUAUUCGGCGAAGCGGAGGCUGAGGCCUGAGCGGCCACGUGACCGGCCCGUCGCACCCCGACCCCAGCCCCAUCCAGCGGGCAUCGCGGGCCCCGCGGGAUCCCCCACUCUCUGCUGGCCUAGGAUGGGGGUGUCCUGGCCCAAUAAAGCUAUUUCUUGCACCUGC